UAAAUCAUAUGGAUAAAAAUCCAACAAAAGAUUUACUUGAAUUCUAUAAAAACAAAUCGGCUGAAUACGAAAAGGAUAUAAUAACAUUAACUAAGAAGAUAGAAGAAAUUAAAAAAUGUAAUACAAAUCAGCUAGAUUUUUGGCAACAAAUUAAAGAAAAGAAUGAUGAUAUAUAUCAUCUUCAAGCAUUAUUAAACAAAGUAGAAAUCUGUUUAUUAAAAGAGAAGGAGAGUGCUUUGAGGGUAUCUGCUGAAAAUGAUCAAUUAAGAAUAAAAGAUAUUGAUAAUAAAAAGAGGAUCAAAGCAUUGGAAAUAGUACUGUUUUCUGAUCAAGAUGGUCUAAAAACUACCCAGGUAAUGGGUAAGACACAUAAAACAAUUCCCAGUUUAGCACUUAGUAAAUCUCGGGCAUCAACAAGUGGAUAUAAUUCUUUGGAAAACAUUGCAGAAAAUCAGAAUUUUAAAAAUUCAAACCCAUCAAAAUCUCAAGAUAAACAAAUUGAAAUGUUACAAAUUAAAGCACUAAAAUUGGAGAUUGAAGAGCAACGGCGUUUUAUUACUGUUCACAUGGGAAAAAUAAUUGAUAAAAAUAAUCAAAAUGAAAAUUUUGUCAAAGAAAUAGAAAAAAGGGAAAUUGCCAAACAGAAAAAUUUAGUGCAAAGAUUAUCAUCAACGCAAGAAUUAUUGUGUCAAACUGCUAAAGAUUUGGCAGAGUUGAAAAAAAUAUACUAUAAAAAUGAAGAAAUUUAUAAAAUAAAGGAAGCAUCAUUAAGAAACACAAUCAUAGAACUUAGAUCACAAAUAAACCACAUGAAGUUUUCGUCAAAUGUUAAUUUGUUGAGUGAUGAAGACAUAUUCAAUGACAAAACUGAUACUUCCUCAUUUGAUGAUGCUAAAAAAUAUAGACAUGGUCAAAAAUAUAAUAUGGAUAAAGUUUUGGAGAAGAAGAUGAAGGCUUCUCAAGAUAGUGCCAUAUAUUAUAAGGAAAAGUAUUUAGACUUGGAGAAUGAACACGAAUUAUUGAAUGCAAAAUAUAUCGCAGAACAUCAAAUUUAUUCGGAUAGACAUGAAACUUUGACCCAGAGGCUUAAGGCAUGUGAAUUGAAGUAUCAAAAUAUUUUGAAACGUAGAAAUUUUGAUAAGCAAGGAUAUCAGGCUGAUACUAACAUUCUUAAAGACAAAGUUAAACAGUUGGAACGAUUGUUAUACAGGGCAACUAUCAACCUGGGCAAUGAAACGAAAAACAGAGAAAUCCUCGAAAAUAUGGAGCAAAUAGCUCAAGAUUCAAAAAAAAUGAUUCAUGAUGAGACGAAAUCUAGGCUUCAAUUGUUGGAAAUGGAAGAACGACUCAAAACUCAACUUCAUGAUCCAAAUUUGGGAUAGACAUUAUAUAAGAAUAAUAUUUAAUAAGUUGUUAGUUUAAUGGACAGCUAUUCCUAAUAUUAAUAGGAAGUUGUUUUAAUAGCAUUUUAAGAAGUUUUCAAAUGUAAAAUGAGUUACUUCCCGCUAUUUGAAUUUUUAACUGAAUUAGGGUGGGCAUUUUUUAAUAAUACCUGAUAGAGAAAUAUUAUGUUUGAUGGUUAAGAAACUAACCCAAACUCUAAAAAAAAUUCAAUGCUAUGAAUAAACUAUUUCUAUUUUUAGUAUAUUAUUGUUUGAACUGUGACAUUUAUAAAGGAUCUCAUCGUGCCUAUAUAUGCAUUAUAAAAAUAUAUUUUAUAAUUAAAAAUGAAUUUUUUAAAUCUUUUUGUGAUAAUGUUUGAUUUUAUAUAUUUUUUUAUGCUUUUUACAAGCAAUUUUAAUGUUAGAUAAAAAUUAUUUUUUCUUAAGAAUUUUCAUUAUAAUUGCAAUAUUAUAUACUCUUCCCCUUAAAUAUAUCCUUUUUUUGUAACCAUAUUGUUUAAGCCUGAAUGAUUUUUUAAUUAGAAUGAGAACACUUAAAUUAUUUUAAGAUUAUAGAGGAUAAGGAAGCCAGUCCUUUUAAUUAAUACUGAUUGCAAUAGGAAGAGAAGCCCAGCUGAAUGAGGUCUUAGUUCAGGAGAAAUUAAACCUGGACACACUAACCAUUUCGGCCCAAAAAUUUAACAGAUUUUUUUAAAAUUAAUAAUAGGACUUUUUCCUUAUUAGUAUAUUUAGGGAAAAACGCGAUUUAGUCGAAGAAAACAAGCACAACCCAUUUUUAUAUUUGUAUAAAAGUACUGCGUCAUUUAUUUUAUAUUUUUUUAUUGCACCUUUUUAUAUUUACUAUAUAAAAGCGUCAUAAUUUUUAUGUUUAUUUACUUAUUGUUUUAUAAUAUAUUAGUAAUAAAAGUAUUUUAUUAAAUUUGUGUUUUCAGCUAAUUAACAUUAAAAAAGCUGUAUAGUUACCAUGAAUCGAUUUCAAUUGGUUCUGAGGAUUUACCAAUCCCUCCCGCAAUUCUAAUUGUUACCUAUCACAUUCUUCCCGUGAUGAUGUCACAAUACAUCAUUUUUAAAAUUUAUUACAUACGUUUUUUAUAUUAUGUAAAUUAUUUAGAAAUAAUGAAAUGGUAGCCAUAUCAACGAUAUUUUA
Gordionus sp. m RMFG-2023 is the source of this 2550-nucleotide messenger RNA. RefSeq names its product coiled-coil domain-containing protein 77-like. Gene Ontology annotation, cellular component: centrosome. NCBI's taxonomy places the organism in Eukaryota, Metazoa, Nematomorpha, Gordioida, Chordodea, Parachordodidae. The transcript has 9 exons. The coding region runs from base 9 to 1382 and encodes 457 amino acids. The record is from RefSeq and is a predicted model, not a curated record.